AUGUCACCAGCGCAACAAGAAGAGACAGCUCCAGCCGCAAAAUCAGACUCCUCUCAAUGCGCCGCCGCCGUUAAUCAUGCCACCGCGAGUGCGACGACACCAACAACCAAGCGGGCUUCGGCCCAGGCCAAACCCAGGCCGAAGAGCGCACCGGCUGCCCCGAACCGAGCAUCAACUCAUAAGAGGAAGCAGCCUGAACCUAGCUUGCUGGUCGACUUCUUUCUUGGUCGCCCAUCGCCAGCGCGCGUCGCAGCGCAGCGUGAAGCAUGGAAGCAACGGCGGAAAUCAAUAUCUGCAGAUGCCGCGCAUGUGCGAGAGGAGUUGCGGCAAGAGAUGCGUGCUGCGGCAAUGCGAAGACUUCAGCAGCCUGGGCGAGUCGCCGAUAAGGUAUUGGCGUGGCAGAAGAAGAACGCGGAAGCAAUGAAGGCUUAUGGCGGUGGGGUUCCUCGGGCAGAGGAUGCUGCAACAGAGCCAACGGAAGUCGCCGUUAAUCUUUCGCCUGCCAGUGUCACCGAAGAAGACCGCAUGCGCAUUGGAGGGCGAGAUAAGGUAAAGAAAAAGAAGCCGAUGACAGGGGCUGCUGGGGAAAAGGAUAAGGAAAACCAGAGCGCGGGGGAGAAGACCGAGGGCAAUGGACAAUCUUCGAAGGCGAGACUCCCGAGUAACCGGUCAUCGCAAUCGUCUAUUCCUCUUGUAGUCAAAACCGCGCCAAAGAAGAGAAUCGUGAGCGAUGAUCACUGGAUGAAACGGGGGCAGUCCAAGACGACACCAUCUGCAAGCAGUCCUGCGAAGCCAAAAGUGCAAGCGAAGCCAGCUCCCAUCCCAAAAGACUUCUUGAAGCGAACCGCUCAGAACCCUUCGGUGCAGAGUAAGAUCAGAGAUUGGGCCCAACGGCUCGAGACAUCGACCACUUCUCCUCCUCCGCCUCGGGUCAGGGAAUGCUGUCGCAAGAAGUCUGCGGAUAAGAUGGCGCUCUCAGAGAAUUCCUCGAGCAGCGCCGUAACAUCUGACACGGAGUCCACCAAAACGCCGGAAGCCAAGGUCGACAAUGGAAAAGUGAAAACUGCAAAGCCAACAACUUCAAAAUCCGAUGUCGAUGACGGUAUCAGGGUCAAACCUUUGAUGGCAUCAAAGUCCAAGCCUGAUAUUAAUGAUAGAAUUCGCGUCACACCAGUCUUCGAGAAGGAACAAAAGGGUAGCAAUCCCAAUCCGCGGCCUAUGCAGAGCACGGCAUCCGAUGAUGGGAUCAGAGUCCGAGCAUUGGACGAUCCCAAAUCAGGUGAUGGCAUUAGAGUUCAGCCGCUUGAUCCCAGUUCCGAGGACGAUAAGUCCGUUGAGAAGUUCAUGGAGAAGGAUAUUGCCGGCAGCAAGGCUAGUAAAAAAGUCCCAACCAAGAAGACGGCCGAUAAGCUCCGUCAGAAAAAGGAGACUGAACAGGGCUUCAAGAAGCCUAGCCAAAGUAUGCCCGGGAGAAAGUCUCCCAUCGAGAAGACUGCAGACGUACCAACAACCAAGGAAAAGCCCGUUGAGGGGAAGACGACGACAACCACUGUCAAGUCAUCCGAAGCGAAGCCCUUCAAAGAAGCAGCGGAGAAACGGCUUGCCAAGCAGAAGUCUGUUGAAAGAAAAGCCCCGUAUUCUUCGUCAAAGACCACUCCCGUUGAGAGGAAUUCGAGUCCCUCUAGGCCGGCGAGCACACCCAAAUCUUCAGGUCAGAACAUCCUGGAGUCAAACGUUGAAGAUGAGACACCUGUCAAGAGAAGGCCUUCUCGGAGGCAUUCGAGACGUCGCCCACGAAGCCCAAGUCCGGCCAGACGAGAAGAGGGUUUGCAUGAAAAGCAGCACCGUGAAUCAUAUUCGGACUUGUCUGGGGAUGAGUCGGAUAGAGUACCGCCAACUAUCUUAGGAAACAAGUCAUUGCCAGAAAUACCGUUCGGUUCCUCUGCAUUUAGUGUACUUGACUUGUCCUUGGGCACCGAUCCCCAGCAGACCAAAAAACCGAAACCUCAGCGAACCCCGAGUCUCAAGGCAGUGCCUAAGGUGAUCAAGAAGGUGGUGGCGGGUGCAAAAGAGAUACUUCAAGAGAGUCUCGAACCCCCUCGACCACCCCCGACCGCCAACAAGCCUCAGACCAUAGAAUCAUGGCUUAACUCAACUGUUGACCCCUUUGUGGAUGCCGCGUCACCGCCAACAGUCGAGCCAAUUGAGAGGGAAGCGAAGGCAGAACCCACGAAGCCAACCCCAGAAGCUGUUAAGCCGCCUAUUGGACUUGAGAAGAGACCACCAUCACGGGCACAGCAAGAUAGCCGGCAGCAUGAAGCAGCGCUCUCCACGACUCCAAAACCAGGACAGAGCCGCGAAAAGGUAUCUGUGCAGUCAGAGGACCAUGAAGCAACCACCAGUACGACGAAGACGACUCAAACUCCUCAAUCGGUGGGCCUGAGAAGAAGCAAAGCCACAAGAAAGCCUACUAUUCCGACAAAGCCAGCUACCAAGAACCCUCUCCGCGACUUUCUGAAAGAGGCCUUCUCGGGAGAGUCCGGAAAACAUAAGUUUUCUCCCACAGAAUACCACAGCUGUGAGGCCGACAAGCAGUCCGCAUACCUAGAAAGUGAUUGGGAUUCGACAGAAGAGCCCCAACGACGUCCCGGUCCGGCUCAAAGCGAUUACUCUUCCGCUUAUGGAUCAACCCUGUCCUCCGAGACCUCCAGUCAUCCUCCUCCAAGGCGGCGGCCGCCAACCAACGGGAUUCAUGAGCUCUCCACGAUCGCGUCUGAAGAGCCCAGAAGCGUAGCAACGUUUGAAACAGCUUCCGAUGUCUCCCAAUCUACCAUAACUCGAACGACUGCCGUUGCCAAGCCAACCGAGGUGUCAAGGCAAAGGAGCCAAAAGUGCGGGCUCAAACGCCGCCUUACCAAGCACUCAGACCUUGUGUCUGUACUCUCACAUCUUGACGACGGCCAUCCCCCAGCUCGCUCCAGGAGCGCCAGGUCAUCCAGAAGCAUCCGUCGCAAGCCAAGCAAAGCCAGCAGGCAAAAGGCGGACGAUCUUUUGGAGGACUUUGCUGAUGAUGAGUACUACUACGGCAAAGAGCUCAAGACACUCGUCGAUGGUGUCAUCCCAGUGCUGCUGAGAGAUAUUAUGAAUGGUGAUUUUGGAGGUACCAAGGCGGAUGUUACUGCAAAGUCGGUCGUCAAUAUGGGUAUGACACUGGAAAAGCUCAAGAACUCUCACAAGCAGGUACCACUGGCUGAUUUGGAUGAACUUUUUGUCUGGCUGGACAAUAUAUCUUCGAUAUAUGAUCACUACUUUGAUGUUUGGCGACUCGGUUUCCACGGCAUUAUUAUCAACCUGGCACCCAGGCUCAAGAAUCCAAAGGACAAUGACUCGCUUUUGGAGGCCGUCAGCUGGAAUGAAGAUGGCGAUGUUAUCAUGGAGACUGGCGAACGGGUGGACGUUGCGUUCCUGCUCAAACGUCCCUUGGUCAGGGUCAAGUGGAUAGUCAAGUUCCUCAAGGCCGCGGUUGAGGUCACCGGGUCAUCGGAAGCCCGUCGACUAGUCGGUGUCUACGAAGAUCUCCAACAGAAGGCUCGGAAACGGUACCGGGAAGAGACUGCUCGUAUGAUGGACGAAGACGCCAACAAUACUGACACUACUCGUUGCCGAGAUCUCCGUACACUCUUCCCACUCGAGGGCGUCGUGGUAAACAAGUUGCGGCAGGUUGUUGCGCUCGAUGUCUUCGAACUGGACUUGCGCCACUCUAGCGGCCAAAGGUUGGAAUGCCGAGUUGAGUUGAUUUUUAGGGACAAUCCGGCGCUCCCUAGCGACAAGGGCGACAUCUUGAUUCGAGAAAUCGGAAAUGGCACUCGUUCAUGGCUGCUUUUUCCCCCGGUGCCCAGACAAUAUAUCUCGGCACGAAGGGAUGAUGAUGGUCGAUCCCUCACAGCUAUGAUCCGCGGCACACACAAUGGCAUUGAGUGGUAUGAGUUGCUCAAGUUCUCUUCAACGAGCGAGGAGCAGAUCGAUUAUUGGUUGAAUGUGUUGGGAACUCAUCCUCUUCCACCUACAACUCGAAGCAGGCCGGUAAGCAUGGUGGUGGAACCAAGUCCAUCCAAGCCAGAUGGACUGCCAGUAGACAUCCCGGUGGGAGAGCGCAGACUUCACCAGAGCAGGACAGAGACACGUGAAGACCCUCAGACUCACCCACAACAUGACUCUCAGCCCGCCAAAGGGUCUUCAACUUCGCCCCUGAAGACCGUUCCCAGCCAGCAUCCUCCUCAAGCUCCUCGUCCUGGCAGCACACCAAUUCAAUCGUUGGAGAGCUCCCCCAUUGACAUUGAUACACCGCGACUUGCGAGACCUACCCCGAAUUCGACACCAUAUCGUGCAGAUGGUGCUCCUCCUCCACCAAUUCAUCGGACCCUUGGUCCCUUAAACUCGGGCUUGCUUGUACCACCGGUUGACUUUGCUUUCCGCACCCGACUGAGGAGGAAAACAUCCUCUCCACUCAAGCAUGAGUACCAUCCAUCAGAUGUCUCGUCCGAAAGUUCAAGUUCCCUCAGCAGUGAUGAGGAUGAUGUACGCCCUGAUGACGACGACGAUAGCGACGAAGUUUCUUCUGAAACUUCGGAAAGCUCCUCCAGUGAGGAUGAACUUGAGGAUGAUGAGAUCCCCGACACGAUUCCGGGGUACAGCAUCAAGGAAGACUCCAACCCGGCUGCAACUGUUUUCUCUGAGAACACUAUUCUGCCGGAGCACUCUGCUUCUCAAGUAGCAGGUGCGGCCGACCGGGACCAAGCUCAAACAGAGCCGGAUAUCCAGCGAUUUGUGGCAUCCGUUUCAUACUGGUCAAGCCGGAAGGGUGUGUGGAAAGAUAUCAACGAUGGCCAACCGGCAUCAAUUUUGGUCCACCCUGGCUGUAUGGAAGUGCACGUGUUUGACGAGCAACAUGCCAUUCGUCAGGCAUACCAGUUGCAGACAUCGUCCCUUUCCCGAACUGCCAAUACGGACAAGGAGGCACCCCUCAUUCUAUUGGUGUUGACUCCGGUGGUUAUGAUCCGCCGCAGCACAGCAGUUGACCUCGAGGUCCGUAGCCCGGCGUCUCCCGAAUCGCGGCUGAAGAUUGAUGCGACGAUGUUCCGAUUCCGAGCUGCCAACUUGGUGGAGGCUAAGGAUCUUUAUGACGCAGUCCACUUUAGCAGAUUGAAUAAUUCACGGUAUAUUCAACUGAGUGAGGAAGCUCGUGUGCGUGCAUUUGGUCAGAUGCAUGCGCAAGGCGAAGAGGACAGCAUGGAUGGUGAUAAUUCAAGCCACCGGCGGAGUUGGUUCGGGCGCAAAAACAGCUACCGUGCAUCUGCACGUGCGCCCAGUGUUUCUCAGGGGAGCCUGUCUACAACGAUAUCUGCAGGUAGCUUCCUGCGACGACUGCUCGGCGGGGGCAAUAACUCUUUCAAUAUUGACGAGUCAUCCAUCGACAGACAAAGCCAUCCCGCAUCGCAUGGAGGGCCGGGCCUCUGCACCCCCAGCGGUUACUCUCUCUCAGGAACUAAUAUCUCUCCUCCCCGAUCUGUUUCACUCUCCGGAUCCGGCAAGAGUCUCAGUCAAAGCAUUCAAAGCAGGCUCAGCAACGGUUUUGGCAGAUCACCUGAUAAUCCCUUUCUCAUUCGCUGCCAUCUGAAUGUCGCCAACAACCGCUGGCUUGAUAAAGGCGACUGCAUUCUUCACAUCAGCCGACCGCCGCCGGGCGUCCGCCAAGAGCUGUCGCUGUAUAAUGGGCUUGAGAAGCGCAUCGUCGUGACUCACGCAACUAAGAAGCAAAAGAAGGGCGUCAUUGGAGGGAACGAUGAAGGCACUCCACUGAUCCUGCUUGACGCUGUGCUCGGCAGCAAAUGCUUCAGCAUGCUGGGUAGCAAGGGUAUUAUGUGCAGCGUGUGGGAGAAUCUGAGAGAUGAAGAAGGAAACAUUGGUGUUGCGCCACGCAACGGGGCCAUUGCCGGCCGUGUAACGAAGUGGUGUUUCCAGUGCAAGAGCGGGCAGCAGGCCCAGUGGAUUAUGGGCCUGUUGACGGCAGAGGUGCCAGGGUUGAUUUAA
Molecule: messenger RNA, 6090 nt
Organism: Thermochaetoides thermophila DSM 1495
Lineage: Eukaryota; Fungi; Ascomycota; Sordariomycetes; Sordariales; Chaetomiaceae
Exons: 2
Coding region: 1-6090 (2029 amino acids)
Source: RefSeq, a predicted model, not a curated record